AUGUCGAGGGACGCGGCGAGUUACCGUCAGAGGGGUCAGUUGUACUUGAAGAUGGGGGAUUACGAGAGGGCGUUGGGGGAUUUGAGCGAGUCGAGUCGUUUGGACCACACGGAGGUGCAGACGUGGAACCAGAUGGGGUCGUGUUGCCACGCGCUGGGUAGGGCUCGAGAGUCGGUGGAGUGUUUUUUGAAGGCGUUGUCGUUGGACCCGAAGAACGAGUUUGCAUUGGUGAAUUUGGCGCACGUGUACCAGGAUUGGGGGAAGGAGCAGGAGGCGGAGGCUUGUUUAGACAGGGUGUGUUCGUUGAACGCGGAGAACGCACAGUUGGUGAGGUUGAGGGCGUCCCUUUACUUCGCGGUGGGCCGACAUCAGUCGUGCGCGGAGGUCCUAGAGGCCGAGCGGGCGAGGCGAGGUGGCAGCUUGGAGCGUCGCCAGGUGGAGAUGUUGGCGACGGUGUACCACGGGUUGGGGCGCCUAGAGGAGGCCGUGGAGGAGUACGACCGCGCGUUGAAGUUGGGCGGGGACGCGAGUUGGGUCUGUUGGUACCAAAAGUGUGUGUGUCUGUAUUGGCAGCGGUGUUUGGACGAGCCGAUAGCGAGUGUGGACAUGGAUAGGGACCUGCCCCCGGCGUUCAAGGAGGGUUGGUGCAAGCGGUCGCCGGUGACUGAGUCGAUGAGGAGGUUGGUGCAGUGGCUGGAGCGGUUGGACGGCAGGGGCGCGAGCGUGGAGGAGUUGGUUCCUUCGAGCGAGGAGCUGGAGCUGAUUUCCUACGCGCGUGACGUGGGCGUGUGGAUUCAUCAGGACGCACCUGGCUUUUUGCGCAACAGGCGCCAGGUGGCGAUGGCGGGUUUCGCUGCGUUGGAGGUGGCGCAGACCCUUCGGCAGAAGUGGGGCGCGUCUGCCAGCGUUGACUGGCGUUCGAUUUAUUCGAUUGUGGUCAAGUGGCGGCAGUACUCCGAGCCGAACGACGCUGUCUGGUGGGUGGACCAGCUGACGCCGGAGCAGUUCGUCAGCGGGUUCGGGUCCCAGACGCCCAUUGUGACAGGUCAAUAUCGCGUCAUCCGCUACGGUCCAAUGUUCCAUCGCACCUUCUCCAUUAUGAAGACGCUCAUCGCCCAGCAGUGCGCCGUCGGCGAGCAGGAGCUGCGCGCCCUCGAGUCCGCCAAGACCUGCGCCGAUAUGUACGACGUCAUGAAAAGUGAUUUUUGGGUGCUGACGUCCUGUCACUCCGUCGCGAUCCCCGGCAAGGUCAUGGAGGGCACUCGCCUCACUCUUCAACGCACCUGCUCCUCCAAGGGGUUCGAAUUCGGCAUCCGCACUCCCGGCACGCCCCCCCGCUGGCUGGACUACCAACUCGAACUCGACCACGCCUGGAAUCAACUCUCCCUCGAGGCCAACAAGCCCUCUCCCUGCAUCGAAUCCGUGUCCUACUGGAUCAUGGCCUGCACGUUCUAUUGGUACAACUUUAUGCCCCUCUCUCGAGGUUCCGCCGCCACGGGCUACAUCACCAUGCUCGGACUAUUCCUCGCCUGCGGCUAUCGCGUCGCCUCCAAAAUUCCUCGAGGAACCCUCCUCGACUGGGACGCCAUCCUCUUCCCCACCCUCGAGCAGUUCCUGUCCUCCUGCACACCCUGGCUCUAUCCGGGCAGGCAGGCAAUCGACACCUCCGACUUCGACUCGCUCCCCUCUGUCUCCGAACUCUUCCCCACCCUCCGCAAGCGCAUCGCCCUGCUCAACUACGCCUCUCCCCGCGUCUGA
This is a messenger RNA of Schistocerca gregaria, 1758 nucleotides long. RefSeq lists its product as uncharacterized. Bases 1 to 1758 code for a protein of 585 amino acids. Gene Ontology annotation, biological process: negative regulation of DNA-templated transcription. NCBI's taxonomy places the organism in Eukaryota, Metazoa, Arthropoda, Insecta, Orthoptera, Acrididae. The transcript has a single exon. Gene Ontology annotation, molecular function: protein binding. The record is from RefSeq and is a predicted model, not a curated record.